AUGGCAGACUACCGUCCAAUUGCUCUCUGCACAGUCUUCUACAAGAUCAUAUCCAAGCUAAUGGCAAAAAGACUGCAACCUAUCCUGCAAGUCAUCAUAUCAGAGAACCAAUCAGCCUUUGUUCCUAAAAGAGCUAUAACUGACAAUGUAUUGAUAACACAUAAAAAUCUUCAUUACCUUAAGACCUCUGGAGCCACAGUUCGAGGGUUCAUGGCUGUGAAGACAGACAUGAUAUCUUACUGGUUUUCAUCAAACAUGGAUAAACUGGUUCUGCGCAAGGGAGAGUUCAACCACAAAGAGGAAUCCGCCAAGGAGACCCCCUCUCGCCCUAUGUGUUCAUUCUAUGCAGCGAGGUCCUCUCCGGACUUUGCAACAAAGCUCAGCAGAACCGUGUACUACCGGGGAUUAGAGUGUCGAUACACAGCCCCAGAGUGA
Molecule: messenger RNA, 435 nt
Organism: Camelina sativa (false flax)
Lineage: Eukaryota; Viridiplantae; Streptophyta; Magnoliopsida; Brassicales; Brassicaceae
Source: RefSeq, a predicted model, not a curated record